AUGUCUCCAACACCAUCAAAACCAGAGAUUCUCCUAAACAACAGGUUUCUAAGCUACCUCAUAUGGCAAUCAAUACCCUCCACUCUCAUCUUCCUCUUCUCCUUUUUCAUUCUCCCCAAAACCCCUUUUUGGUCUUUUCUCCCUUUCCUCACUUUCCAAUUCCUCUUCUCCGUUUCCCUCUCCUUCGUCUCUUCACCUUCCUCCCACCCCAUUUUUCUCAACUUAAAGCUCUCACUCACUUUCCUUCUCUUUAUCACCGCCUCAGCUUUAUCCGGUUCCGUUGCGGCGCUUUCGUUCUCCGGAUUUAACGCCUUUGGAAGACUUGGGUUAAGGGGUUUCCUCGCUGGUUUAAUCUUUGGGGUUCAUUAUGUUUUUAAACGCCGUUGGGUUUUGGAGUUUCCCAUUAUUCAGCGUCCUCCUUUCUUCAACUUCAAGAUGGGGAUUCCUUUGGCUGCUAAACGUGCUUUUAAGCUUUCCACUGUUGCUUUCAUUUUUUCUGCUCUUUUGUUAGAGAUUAUUCCACAUCCUUUUAAGUGCAGCAUUGCAACGCAGGCAUUCUUCGCCGAACAGAUUGUGUUCUUUAUUGGUAGUUUUGCUAUCUUUUUCUGUUGGGAAUUGACUCAUAAUUUACAUCGGGUUUUACAUACUAAAAGAUCCGUAUUUGCGCCCCCUAAAGGAUCAGCAGCUGCAGAAACAAAUCCAAGCGAGCACCUCCUUUCAGCAUUGGAGGAGAGUAAUCCAAAAUCUCUUCUUCGAUAUCUUGCUUACCUUGAUCUCUGUAUGGUUUGCGAGAACAAUGUUGACACUUGGCGUCGUGCGGCAUUUUUUGAAGAAUCCGGUGAGACUUACAAAAGAGUAAUUGCUGUGUGCUUGAGGCCUCUGGAGCAACUUACCUCGAGAUUAGGCGAGAGCAUGGGUAAUUCUACUGACAAACCUACCCAACUAUCAGAUCAGUUAUCCUCUCCAACAGAUGUGAAGCACGUUGAAGAACUGUAUAACCUCCAGCUAUAUGCUUGGUGCUCAAGGAUUGUUGCCUCACUGACUUCCGCCUCACGCAAAGAGGAUAAGUUUGGAGCUGCUCAGCUUUCUGGGAGUAACGCUGCUGUGGUUUCGACGCUGAUAUCAUGUCUUCUUGCUGCUGAGAAUUUCAUGGGAAAGAAAACAAACCUGCAAUCUCCGAAUCAAUUGUUGGGAUCUUCGGGUAUCAAAUGGGCGACAGCUAAUAGUGGAAGAUUAGAUAUUGCAGCUGCUUCUAGUAAAAGGAAAAAUGGGCCAGCAAAUUCAAAAGCUUAUGCUAUUGCUGAUGUUCUCAAGACAUCAAUCUACCAAAUAGUAUCUUCAUUUCAUGAUGAAAUGUUGGCUGGCACUAAAGCAAGUCUUCUGGAGAAGGACUGGAUCACAAGCGAGAAACCACUUUUCGGUACUCGAGAGAUGCUAAUACAGAAAUUACGUCUUUUCCUCGAUUUCCGGGCCACCUAA
Molecule: messenger RNA, 1479 nt
Organism: Lathyrus sativus (Indian pea)
Lineage: Eukaryota; Viridiplantae; Streptophyta; Magnoliopsida; Fabales; Fabaceae
Source: the annotation of a GenBank genome assembly